Molecule: messenger RNA, 4225 nt
Organism: Bombina bombina (fire-bellied toad)
Lineage: Eukaryota; Metazoa; Chordata; Amphibia; Anura; Bombinatoridae
Product: multidrug and toxin extrusion protein 1
Exons: 18
Coding region: 248-1960 (570 amino acids)
Biological process (GO): xenobiotic detoxification by transmembrane export across the plasma membrane
Cellular component (GO): membrane
Molecular function (GO): antiporter activity; xenobiotic transmembrane transporter activity
Source: RefSeq, a predicted model, not a curated record
GUAUAAACAGACUGCUGGCAGAAUGAGAGCACAAGAGACUUAUCCUUGGUUGGAAAUGUAGCAAGGACACAAUUUAAUUCUACAGUACUGGUGCGGGAGAGGAUCUGAGUAGCCUGCUUAUACUGAUGAUCAUGCCGUGACCUCUGACUGCACUGAAAUAGCAAACAACUGGAAUCAAGGCCUUGUCUGAUAAGAGCGCACAGUUUCACUCCGCUUGGGACUUUGACACAACAGCAAGUGGUCUACAAUGGAGAAGGAGGACCAAAAUGGGGCCAGUGUUCAGCUUGAGGACCCAGUCACUAGUCCGGAUACACCAGAGCCCUCUGGGUGUAAGAAGGGAUGCCGUUUCCUGCCUGCUGAUGCUUGGGAAGAAGCCCGACAGCUGCUGGCACUUGCUGGACCAACGUUCCUUUCACAGCUCAUGGUCUUCAUGAUAAGUAUAGUGAGCUCCAUAUUCUGCGGACACCUGGGGAAGGUGGAACUGGAUGCUGUAUCUCUGGCAAUUGCGGUUAUAAACAUUACUGGUGUUGCUGUCGGGAUGGGAUUAGCAGGCGCCUGCGACACUUUGAUAUCACAGACGUACGGAGGACGCAACCUAAAGCUUGUAGGAACUAUCCUGCAGAGGGGCAUCUUAAUCCUUAUGCUUUUCUGCUUUCCUUGUUGGGCCCUGUUUAUUAACACUGAACCUAUUUUGCUCCUUUUUAAACAGGAUCCAGAAGUAACCAGAUUGACCCAGAUGUAUGUACUGAUUUUCAUACCAGCCCUACCGGCUACAUUUCUGUACAAUCUACAGGCAAAAUAUUUGCAAAACCAAGGCAUUGUUCUACCUCAAGUCUUAACGGGACUCACAGCAAAUAUCUUCAAUGCUUUAAUAAACUACAUUUUCCUGUAUGUGCUGAGCUUGGGAGUUAUGGGCUCUGCUUGGGCAAACACCAUAUCUCAGUAUAUCCAGAUGAUUUUGUUGUUUCUUUAUAUCAUAUGGAAAAAACUUCAUGCAGCCACCUGGGGAGGUUGGUCCCGAGGGUGCUUUGAGGACUGGGGACCGUUUAUACGUUUGGCUAUUCCCAGCAUGCUCAUGUUGUGUAUCGAGUGGUGGGCAUUUGAAAUCGGAAUCUUCCUGGCAGGAGCGCUUGGCGUGGUGGAACUUGGUGCUCAAGCAAUUAUAUAUCAGACAGCCAAUAUUGUGUUCAUGGUGCCUGUGGGUUUCAGUAUAGCAGCCAGUGUCCGUGUGGGACAGUCUUUAGGAGCGGGGAACAUCGAACAAGCAAAAAAAUCAACUGUAGUUGCCUUGUUUAUGACAGAAACAUGCGCUCUUGGGUGUUGUAUCCUGCUUGCCAGCCUGAAGGAUGUGUUGGGUUAUAUUUUUACGACGGAUAAAGAGAUCAUCAGCCUGGUCAGCUAUGUGCUCCCUGUGUACGCGGCAUCUCACCUGUUCGAUGGAUGUGUGGCCACAUGUGGGGGCAUUUUACGGGGAACUGGAAAGCAGAAGAUUGGAGCCAUUUUCCACAUGGUUGGUUACUAUGUGAUAGGCCUUCCUGUGGGAAUCACACUAAUGUUUGUAGCCAAUUUUGGAAUAAUAGGUUUUUGGUUAGGAGUCCUCCUAUGUGUGAUGAUACAAGGAGUUGCCUUUAUUAUAUUUGUAUUUAAAAUCGACUGGAACAAAGCAUCAGAAGAGGCUCAAGUGCGGGCCAUGCUUAGAAUGAAGAGGGCUAAGGACAUAAACAACAAAUCAGCUAUUUAUCAGAGUGCGUCUCCAUCAGAUGAAACAGAAUGUCCAGGAGAUGUGGAACUUACUGAACUGGGUUGCACAGAGAGACAGAUUUCAGAACCUGCAGUAAAUGGGACGCCGCCACAUUCAGUCACGUUAACCAAAUCUCAGCUUGUGCUGCGCCGUAUGCUGGCCCUUGUAGCUGCAGUUGGGAUACUGGUGAUAGGGGUUAUAAUAAGAUUUUCUAUAUGAACUUGUUUUUUUUUCUAGACAAAGAAUGUGUUUUCUCAGAACAGGGAAUCACUUAUGUAUUUCAGUGUUAGCUAAGAGUUUGGAUUUUUUUUUUAAAUAUCUGAAGAACUUAUUGAUACAGACAAAGAGACGCUCCGAGGUGCCAACUCCAACCAAAAUACAGAAAGUAAAGUUUAAAGGGAUACUAAACCCAAUUUUUUUCUUUUGUGGUUAAGAUAGAGCAUGAAAUUUUAAGCAACUUUCUAAUUUACUCCUAUUAUCAAAUGUUCUUCAAUCUCUUGGUAUUUUUAUUUGAAAUGCAAGAAUGUAAGUUUAGAUGCCAGACCAUUUUUGGUGAACAACCUGGGUUGUCCUUGCUGAUUGGUGGAUAAAUUCAUCCACCAAUAAAAAAGUGCUAUCCAGAGUUCUGAACCCCCAAAUAACUUAGAUGCCUUCUUUUUCAAAUAAAGAUAGCAAGAGAACGAAGAAAAAUUUCUAAUAGGAGUAAAUUAUAAAGUUGCUUAAAAUGGCAUGCUAUAUCUGAAUAACCAAAGAAAAAAUUUGGGUUCAGUGUCCCUUUAAGUCAACUGUGGAAUGGAAAAGAGUAAUAGAAAAAUUGCUGAUAGAGUUAUAACAGACAUCCAGAAUACACAGAGACUCAUAGUUCUGUUUUUUAUUUCAAAUUUUUCUUUCUAUAGAAAAAUCAGUGUGUGUCUUAAGUCAAUUAUGGGAGCCUCUUACUUUCCUAAAUAAAAAAAAAGUGGCACAAAACACUUCACAAAUACAUUACAAAGUAGUUACACUCAUAUUAACACUGUCUAAUAAAAAUUAGUUCUAAAAAAUAAUGCACACAAAAGUUAUGUGCUCAAAGAUAUGAGAUCUCUUUAACAUUGAGAUACAUACAUGUCUAAAGAUGUAUUUGUAUGUAUCUAUAUAUAUGUGUGUGUGUGUGUGUGUACAUAUAUAUUAAUGUAUUUAUAUGUGUAUAUAUGUAUUUACAGGCAUAAUAUAUAUGUAAACACAUAUAGACAUAUAUAUAAGCGCAUUAGAACUUUUUGCCAUUAAGUAGAUGAAAACAUGAUAAAACAUAUCUUUGCAAUAGUCAUAGUUAAUAAAGAUGUUAACUAUGUAGUUACUUUUUCAACAUUUUUGUUUUCUCCACUGACUUCUAUGGGCAAUCGAAAAAUGCAAUGGUGUUUGCGCGAUCUAGGGACUUAGGUUUUUUUUUCUACUUUUUUGUCUCCAUUGAUUUCUAUGGGGGAAUACAUGCACGCACAUGUGAAAACUUAAGUUAGGAUUUUUGCACUAUUCGGGUUAACGCUUGCGAAAAAUAAAACAUUUUUUAACUUGUAAUACGAGCUCAACCCGACUAGCGCAAAAAGCUUAACUCUAGCGAAGUUUUCUAAAUCGAGAAAACACGUGUUGUCGCGUCACUUGUAACCUAGCACUGUUUAAUUUGUUAGAGCACGUUGUAGCUCCAGAGCCGAACUUUAGCUAUGUAUUCAACACCUUUUAAAUACUAAGGGCCUGAUUCUCUAAAGCUCUUUGGUCAGGUAAGAUCCAUCACAAAAUUCUAGAAAGGCAAAUUUCUAGAUGUGGAGAGACAAGCACAGUACAAUGUAGCUCUGCUUGACAUGGAAGUUUUGUUGCAUUUACAUUUUUUGUACAUCAGACCUCCUAUCUGUCCCUAUUUGAGAGUGACAGUCCCUAAUGCUGAGCUCUGUCCUGCUGUUCCGAGACAACCAUAUGCCCUGAAUUGAGAAGUUCCCUUAGCCCCACCCACAGACAGACUAGAUAAGCCAUGAAUCGCUCAGACACACCCAUGAUCACGCCCACUCCCAACAAGACCGCACCCACAGAACUGCAACAGUUCCCCUCAACCUUCUGAGUUUAAAACUAUUCACAAAUGUUGGGAGGUAUGAUAUUUUCAUUUACUUUAGACUUCAGAUUUUGUUCUUAAGAUUCAUUACAUUUAAACAAUGUAUUUUCCAUUUGGUAUUUAAAUUAAUUUAGAUUCUGUAUACUGCAGUGUAUUUAGGAUUGUGAUUUUACAAAUUUUCAUUAUACUUUGACAGUUUCUGUGUAACUUCAGCAAAUAAGGAUUAUAUUCUGUACAUUUCUGUGUAUCUUUUACAAAUUACAUUGCACUAUGUCUCUUUUUUUCUAUGUGAAAUUGAAUUAUGUUUGUAUUAUGCAUUUUUGAUUGUGCAAUUAUACUGUAUUUAAUGGUCCUUUAAAGGGACACAAGUUUUCUCUCAUUUGUGUAAAAGAACAUAUUUAAAAUAA